UGCUCUGCAGCAACUCCUUUUUAUAAUAAUUCUUUUUUUUUUUUUUGGGCAAAAUGGGAGCCCCGCAAAUAUUUUCCUCGUUUCAAUCAAUCCACAAAUAUAAUUGACACUUGACAGACAAACAAUAGAACAUCAUUCUUUGUUUGUUUACUCCUUUUUCAGGGAUAGAUAAGGUUUUGGGGUUUCUAUCCUACCAAAGUUCAGUCUUUUUAAUAAGAAUUUCAGUGCGGAUUUCUUAGAAUUUUGAUUAGGGUUUCUCUCUGGGUCUUUUCUGAAGUGGGGUUUUUGUAUAAUUGAACUAGAGGAAAGAAGAAGACCUUCUUCCUUUCCUUUUUUUUUUCAUUGUAUUUGCAGUUUUAAGUGAUUUUGCCCUUUUAAUGGUUUAAUAUCACUAGAGAUUUAUUGGCGUUUUUUUCUUCUUCUGCAAUUCGACCAAUAAUCCAUCCUUAAGCUGGUUGUCUGUUUUAGGGAAGAAUUUGGACGAAAUUGACUGAUCCAUUCAUCCACUGGUUUCUCUCUCUGUUGAUGCUUCUAUCGCUUCCUUUCAACAAUUCGAUUAGGGUUGCAAUUCGUAUUCAAAGCUGGACGGCUUUGUCUGUUAGGGCAUCUUUGAUAUUGAUCUGGUUAAUUCUUUCUUUGUGUUUGUUCGUUGAAUCCGUCGAGAGACUCGAAACCAUGAAGGUCCAUCCCGCUCCCAAGAAGCGAAACAUCACGUUUCGAUACGACCACAAUUCAAGCCUCUCUGAAGCCAACAGGAUCAUGAACAGGCAGAAGAAGCUGCGUCGACUUCCUCACAUAUUCAAUCGGGUCCUGGAGCUCCCCUUUCGUUCCGAUGCUGAUGUCUCGGUUGAAGAGAAUUCGGAUUGUUUCCGUUUUAUCGUAACCACCGAUGAUGUAGGCGACGAUGUUAGAGCACACACGAUCGAGAUAUACCCUGGAGUCACCAAGAUUGUGAUCAGGGGGACGAACGUUCUUGAACUGUCUUUGGACGAACUUGAGCUCGAUCUAUGGAGGUUUAGGCUUCCACCUACGACCAGGCCGGAGCUCGCUACCGCCGUUUACGUCGAUGGGGAACUAAUUGUGACAGUCCCAAAAGGUGCGAAUGCUGACAACCCAGGUGGUACCAAUGAGGAAGGGGAAGUUUGGGGGGAAGAAAAUGGGGACCUCAGGGGAGGAGUUGGUCGCCUUGUCCUUGUACAGUAACGCCUUUCUUCCAUUCCUGUGGCUUCAAAAUGCAAUUUCAUUUAAGCUUGUUCAUGGAACUCAUUCUGUAUGCUUUCUGGUUAAAUUUAGAAAUUGCCUUUAAUUACUUGGGAUGGUUGGCUCCAUUUA
Molecule: messenger RNA, 1332 nt
Organism: Nelumbo nucifera (sacred lotus)
Lineage: Eukaryota; Viridiplantae; Streptophyta; Magnoliopsida; Proteales; Nelumbonaceae
Source: RefSeq, a predicted model, not a curated record